GCUACAUUUAUUCAUUGAGUUGUAUAUUUUAGAAUUUUUAACGAAUAAAGCUAUGUCUACACGGUUGUCAGAUCUAACAAUAUUGCCAGACCUGACAAUGUGCUGACAAUAACCUAACAAUAAAAAAUUGCCACUACAAUGUAGAAUGCCAGUUUACACGGUUGCAAGAUAUUUGUCAGAAAAUCUGACAAUACAUUGCAAGCAAAUUAUAUGACAAUAACUUUAUCUGACAACGUUGCCAGGUAAUAGAUUGUCAGUUUACACGAUUGUCAGAAUUGCUAUGUAGCAAAAAUUGCCAGAACAAUUGUCAGAAUCAAAACAAUUCGUAGAAUUGUCAAAACAUAAUUUUUGUGAAUUUUGUGAGAAAAAUUUUAAUAAAGUUUUAAAUUAUAUCAAUCUGUGGUUAUGUUACAAAAUGAAGAAGUAGUGACUAUUUUAGCUGCUUACGUUUUAGAAAGUAGCGAGGAUGAAGAAGAACCAAAUAAGAAACGCCGCAGAAUAUGGGUAAAGGAAUGGGUCCUUCAUCGACAGCAGGAGGGUUUUUACGCAAAAUUAUAUACCCAAAUUCGUGCAAAUGAACCGGAUUUAUAUCGUAAUUUCUUGCGCAUGGACAUCGAACAAUUUGACAAUUUACUGCUUUUAGUAACUCCACAUAUAAAAAAGGCUGAUACCAACAUGCGUCAAAAUAUUUCAGCAGGUGAGAGACUUGUUUUGACACUACGCUAUCUAGCUACCGCCGAAAACUUUCGGUCACUACAAUUCGUGUUUAGAAUACCAGUAUCAACGAUCUCGCGCAUUAUUCCCGAAGUAUUAGAUGCCAUUUACAAAGUACUUGUGGGUAAAUAUCUCCAGACACCAUGUGAUACAGAUGCAUGGAUGUCUGUUUCUAGCAAAUUUAAUGAGUUGUGGCACUUUCCCAACUGUAUAGGAGCAGUUGAUGGUAAGCAUGUGGUGAUGGAUGCACCACCCAAUGCUGGCAGCAUCUUUUAUAAUUAUAAAGGUACGCACAGUAUUGGAUUGAUGGGCAUUGCAGAUGCGGAAUACAAAUUUUUGUAUAUUGAUGUCGGUCGCAACGGACGGUUUUCCGAUGGCGGUGUGUUUAAUAGUUGCACAUUUGGAAAAGCACUGGAUUCUAAUAAGCUUUGUUUGCCACCAUCUAAAGCACUCCCUGGAAGACAAAUGCCAGUUCCUUAUGUGCUAGUCGCUGACGAUGCAUUUGCUAUGCGGCCGAAUCUAAUGAAACCGUAUGCCCAACGAGGCCUAACAAUGGUUCAACGAGUGUACAAUUACCGAUUGAGUCGCGGUCGGCGUAUAAUAGAAAAUGUAUUUGGCAUCAUGUCUGCCCGUUUCAGAGUGUUCCGAAAGCCGAUCUGCCUGGAUGCUGAAAAGACUAAAAAAGUAACUCUUGCUUGUUGCGUGCUUCACAACUAUUUGAUGGUCACAAACAGGAAAAAGUAUGCACCCCCAAAUGCAUUUGAUCAUUAUGAUAGCACCGGUACACUUGUUCCAGGCGAUUAGCACCGGGAAGAAACGAUGGACAAAUCAAUGUUUCCCUUACAAAGAACUCGGACAGACGCACUCAAUGCCAAAGAUGUGCAAAAUGAAUUUACAACGUACAUCGUCGAAGAAGGUGAAAUAGAUUUUCAAUACAAACAUAUCAGUCGCCAAUAAGAAUUUAUCAAUAUAAAUUUAUUUGUACAAUACUUUCCAUACUUUGUAAAGUAAUUUUAUAUAUUUAACUUGAAUUACCUGGUGUACAUCGUUGUAAUAAAAUAAACGU
This is a messenger RNA of Lucilia cuprina (Australian sheep blowfly), 1780 nucleotides long. Its product is annotated as protein ANTAGONIST OF LIKE HETEROCHROMATIN PROTEIN 1-like. Lineage: Eukaryota; Metazoa; Arthropoda; Insecta; Diptera; Calliphoridae. The record is from RefSeq and is a predicted model, not a curated record. Bases 406 to 1518 code for a protein of 370 amino acids. The transcript has 2 exons.